This is a messenger RNA of Penicillium daleae, 570 nucleotides long. RefSeq names its product N-acetylglucosaminyldiphosphodolichol N-acetylglucosaminyltransferase catalytic subunit ALG13 (gene alg13). The record is from RefSeq and is a predicted model, not a curated record. The transcript is spliced from 3 exons. Gene Ontology annotation, biological process: dolichol-linked oligosaccharide biosynthetic process. Gene Ontology annotation, cellular component: extrinsic component of endoplasmic reticulum membrane; UDP-N-acetylglucosamine transferase complex. Gene Ontology annotation, molecular function: hexosyltransferase activity. Lineage: Eukaryota; Fungi; Ascomycota; Eurotiomycetes; Eurotiales; Aspergillaceae. Bases 1 to 570 code for a protein of 189 amino acids.
AUGGCUGUUAAGCUCUGUUUUGUCACUGUUGGGGCUACGGCGUCAUUCGAGAAGCUCGUCCAAGCGGUCCUGCAUGAGUCGUUCUUGGCGGAACUGGAGAAGCACAAGUUCACCCGUCUCUUGAUCCAGUACGGCAAAGGUGGCCAGCACAUCUUCGACGCCUACCGUGCCGAAUAUGAGAGCGGUAGUAUUGACCAUGGUGUGGAGAUUGGGGGUUUCGAACUUCGCCCAAACAUGACCCCAUAUCUGCGCAUGGUCCAAGAUGACCCCGCCAACUUCCAGGAGCUCGGGAUGGUGAUCAGCCAUGCCGGUACUGGCUCAAUCUUGGACGCUCUUCGUGCAGGGGUGCCUCUCGUUGUGGUUCCGAACCCUGAUCUCGCCGACAACCACCAACAGGAGCUUGCCGAUGAACUGGCCGGUCAGGGAUACGCAAUCAUCGGUAGUCUCGAUGAUAUUCCUGGCACUGUUGGUCAAGCAGUCAAGCAGGGGAAGCAGGCGCCUUUCUUCCGGCGUGGCCACGGGGAUCGCUCGACCGUACCCUUGACCGAUGAGCUAUCGUGGGUGGACUGA